AUGCUCCAGUUGUGGGCGUGGUCCCUGGUGGGGGGGGUGCAGGAGGCAACCCAUCAAUGUGUCUCUCUCGAUGUUUCUAUCUCUGUCCCUCUCCCUUCCUCUAUCUCUAAAAUAAAAACGUAUUUUUUAAAAAACUGUCUUCAUCAAUCUUGUCACUGGUGGCACCUCUUGGGACAAAAUCAAAAUAGUAGUAGUAGGAACACCACCCACCUGGGCAGUGGAGUAGCAGGUGCCUGGGCUAUUGGAUCAGCACUUUUGUCCCAAGUGCUGGAUUCCACCCAGCAGCACGUCCCUAAUGGAUCAGUGACCUAUCCAGGUGGCCUGAAGACAAUUCAUUCGCUGCAAAAUGCCCGGAUUCACAUAUGCAUAUGGAAAAAUGUGAGUUGCUUGUGA
Molecule: messenger RNA, 393 nt
Organism: Pipistrellus nathusii (Nathusius's pipistrelle)
Lineage: Eukaryota; Metazoa; Chordata; Mammalia; Chiroptera; Vespertilionidae
Source: the annotation of a GenBank genome assembly